UGUCACCCUCAGCUCGUUGUUUUCUUUUCUUUUUCUCCUCCCGUUGGACUCGGCCUCCCUAUCGCCGCACCUCCGCCUUCCCGUCCAUGUCACGCUUUGUUCGCUUCUUUUUCCUCCACCCUCCAUCGUUUCUCCCCGUUUCGUCCCCCUUCCAUUCUGUCGUGUCUCGUCCCUCUGCGGCCGGACGACGGUUCUGGCGAAAGAAGGCCAGCAAGUACGGAUCUUUCCUGAAUCCGUAGGCUCUGAACUGGAAUCGGGAGUGUGGCCAAUGGCUGAUUGGGGACAUUAAGGUGGGGGUUGGCCCCAGUGAGCUCCGCGCCGGUCCCUGCUGUUCUUCCAGUCAAAUAUCUGUACCCUUUGAUGCUGAGAUCGAGGAACUAGGGAUACCAAAUUAUCUCCAAGAUCCUCCUUAACCUUUCAAGGCUUCCUGAGGUGAACCAUUUUAGUUUAUUCCGAAGUCUCUUCUCCUUUGAAGGCACACUUGCAUUCUCUACUGAUUCUUUUUGUACUGGCUAUCAGAAUUUAGAUUCAUCAUACCAUGAUAACAGCUUGAUGUGGAUUCGGUCAGUCACCAGUGAUUUCUGCACAGCUUGAAAAAAACAUUUAUAUUUUAAGAGGGCUACAUCUGCAUUUUGUGGUAUUUGAGGCUCUCAAAUGGUUUCCAUGUAUAGUAAAUGGGAAAAUAAACAGCAAAUAUAGCUGUGUAGGUGAUCAAUUGCGGGUCUCUUCAUUGUAAUCUAUGUAAUAUCAUUGAUGAUAUUUCCAUCUGCAAUUGUAUUUUGCUGAAUUAAAGCACAGUGGAGCAUAUCUGACCAUCCUCAAGGUAAACCAGUCGAUUUCUUACUCUAGUUCUAAUGCAACUAGAUUCUUUCGGAUAGUUUGUCCUUGGAAUAUUCAGUUCUCUUGCCACUGGAGAAUAGAGGUUAUUUUUUGCGAUUACUUGUGUGCAUUUUGCAUUCAGGAUGGCAUGCAUAUGAAAUUUUCAAUAUUUCAUUAUUGUGGUGUCCCACAAUCCUGUUUAUGUUGUGAUCUUGUCCUUUAAAGUAAUGUAGAGUACACUACUGAGCCUGGGCCUUUUCUACAUAAUUGAUGGUAUUCAGUUUCAAAGAAAAGAGCACUCUGAACAUUGUACAAGUAGCAACCAAAUUUUGGGAGUGAUUAAUGCUAGACACGUGAUGGCAUUUUCAGUUUUCUCCAAUGCUUACUGUUGGAAUCUACAUUAGAAGAUAAUAAGGAAAUAGAACUGCAAUACUAUUGGUGAGUCAUAAACAUUGAGGAUUGUGGUUGAAUUUAUAACCUAUGAACGUGCUUGACUGUUGAAAAUUCAUGCGCCUUCAUCUCUUCCUCUGAGGUCUGUGCCUACUAUUGAAAUGCACAUUAAAAAAUUGGCAAGGAAGCUGAAAUUGCUAUAAAUCAGUGGAUGAAAAUUUUGGGGCCACAGUGAAUUUCAAGCCUGUGAACGUGCUUGAUUCUUCCACCUUCACCUCUUGCUCAGUGAGUGUCAAUGUGCCUUGCAUCGUACCUUCAGCAAAGACAACCUGAUGCCUGUUUUGCUGGAUGUGCUUAUGUUCCCAAUCUAUGAACGUUUUUGGAUUCUUUUGUAUUAUUGAAGGAGUGGGGCGCAAACAUUGGACAUAGUUUGGUGUCUGGUGGGUGUUUGGAAGGGGAUAGGGACUAUGUAACAGAGGAGAGGGAAAUCUGUGAGAUAUAUAGAACUUACAUUCUAUGGGUCAACAGCUGCAUAAGAAAUCUACAAUGUGAUAUACAGACCAUCGAUGGCCUUUAAAUAUGAACUCAUAUGUGCAUGUUUCCUCUAAAUAUGAAUCUCAAUGGACUUGUUUUCAGUACAGGAAGAAGGCUCUUGACCCUCCAGAUUAUAAACAUGGGUUGGUUGAGUAAAAUAUUUAAAGGUUCAGUAAAUAGAGUUUCAAGAGGACAUUACAACGGGAACUCCCAUGAAGGCUAUUCCACCCAGCGCACUAAAUCAUAUGGUGCACAUGGAAAUGAGGACGAAGACAUGGAUCAUGCUAUUGCAUUAUCCUUAUCAGAGGAAGACCAAAGGAAGGGAAAGGCCAUUGAUACGGAGCACCACUUAGAUGAAGAUGAACAACUUGCAUGGGCUCUGCAAGAAAACGCUGGUCGCACUCUAGAUGAAGACGAACAGCUUGCACGGGCUUUGCAAGAAAGUAUGAACGAUGGACCUCCUCGUCGGAAUAUUCCAAUUGAAGAUGUUCACUCAGAAAGUGCUCCAGCAAGUAGCUUGCCCCCAAAUGUUUUCCCCACUAGUGGAUUGAGGGUUUGUGCUGGAUGCAAAACUCCAAUUGGUCAUGGACGGUUUCUCAGUUGUAUGGACUCUGUUUGGCACCCCCAGUGCUUCAGGUGUCAUGCUUGCGAUAGACCAAUAUCAGAGUAUGAGUUUGCUGUUCAUGAAGACCAUGCAUACCACAGGUCCUGCUACAAGGAGCGUUUCCAUCCUAAAUGUGAUGUUUGCAAUAGCUUUAUUCCCACAAAUAAAAAUGGCCUCAUUGAGUACCGGGCCCAUCCUUUCUGGAUGCAGAAGUAUUGCCCUUCCCAUGAAAAUGAUGGUACACCUAGGUGCUGCAGUUGUGAGCGAAUGGAGCCAAAGCAUAGUCAAUAUAUAACAUUAGAUGAUGGCCGAAGACUCUGCUUGGAGUGUCUGCAUACUGCAAUUAUGGACACCAAUGAGUGCCAGCCACUAUACAUUGAUAUUCAAGAAUUCUACGAGGGUAUGAACAUGAAAGUAGAACAACAAGUUCCCUUGCUUUUGGUUGAGCGUCAAGCUUUAAAUGAAGCUAUGGAAGCAGAGAAAAUGGGACACCACCUUCCUGAAACCAGAGGUCUCUGCCUAUCUGAAGAACAGAUUGUCAGAACUAUAUUAAAAAGACCAAUAAUUGGACCAGGCAACAAAAUCAUAGAUAUGAUCACAGGACCUUACAAACUCGUUCGGCUGUGUGAAGUGACUGCAAUUCUUAUACUGUACGGGUUGCCAAGGCUGCUAACUGGCUCAAUUCUAGCUCAUGAGAUGAUGCAUGCCUACCUCCGACUUAAAGGAUACCGAACCCUGAGUCCAGAGGUUGAAGAAGGCAUCUGUCAGGUUCUAGCUCAUCUGUGGCUUGAGUCAGAAAUCACAUCAGGUUCUGCUAGCAUGGCAACCACUUCAGCAGGGUCAUCAUCCUCUUCAACAUCCUCGUCAAAAAAAGGUGCAAAGACAGAAUUUGAAAAGAGACUUGGCGAGUUUUUCAAGCACCAGAUUGAGACAGAUUCUUCCGGGGCCUACGGAGAUGGGUUUCGAGCAGGCAUGCGAGCCGUUGAGCGGUAUGGCUUGAGAAGUACCCUUGAUCAUAUCAAGCUGACGGGGUCUUUUCCGUACUGAAGCUGGACGUUCCUUCAAACAUGGGGUAUAGAUUUUUGAGAACUCUUGGUUCCAGUUACACACACCAAAGGGUAUAUAUCGUCUACAGCACACAAAGUAUAGGCAAGAAAAGAAAUAAGGAUUUAGUUAUACGGUCCAUUGUAGAAAAACUAUUGUUUUCCUUUUAGACAAUUAUAAUUGCACAGUUCACACAUGAAUUUAAGUGGUCUUUAGCUUGACCAGCAUGUAGAAUGCUAUCACUUAAUGCAAAAGAAAGUCGAACAUAUACGCUUUC
Molecule: messenger RNA, 3668 nt
Organism: Panicum virgatum (switchgrass)
Lineage: Eukaryota; Viridiplantae; Streptophyta; Magnoliopsida; Poales; Poaceae
Product: protein DA1-related 1-like
Exons: 15
Coding region: 1799-3394 (531 amino acids)
Molecular function (GO): ubiquitin binding
Source: RefSeq, a predicted model, not a curated record